Molecule: messenger RNA, 372 nt
Organism: Staurois parvus
Lineage: Eukaryota; Metazoa; Chordata; Amphibia; Anura; Ranidae
Source: the annotation of a GenBank genome assembly
CGCCUCGACUAUUCUAACUCCCUCCUCAUUUGCCGACCUCAUCGCAGGCUAUCCCCUCUUCAACUCAUCCACCUUACUAACCGUUCUGUAUCUGCCAUCCCUCUCUACCAAUCCCUCCACUGGCCUCCAUUCAGUGUCCUCCACCCCUCUCUGCCAAUCCCUCCACUGGCCUCCACUCAGUGUCCUCCACCCCUCUCUGCCAAUCCCUCCACUGGCCUCCACUCAGUGUCCUCCACCCCUCUCUGCCAAUCCCUCCACUCAGUGUCCUCCACCCCUCUCUGCCAAUCCCUCCACUGGCCUCCACUCAGUGUCCUCCACCCCUCUCUGCCAAUCCCUCCACUGGCCUCCACUCAGUGUCCUCCACCCCUCUCU